Messenger RNA from Harpegnathos saltator (Jerdon's jumping ant), 2623 nucleotides. It is a transcript of the gene Unc-76, whose product is annotated as fasciculation and elongation protein Unc-76. Gene Ontology annotation, cellular component: cytoplasm; axon. The coding region runs from base 713 to 1852 and encodes 379 amino acids. The record is from RefSeq and is a predicted model, not a curated record. Lineage: Eukaryota; Metazoa; Arthropoda; Insecta; Hymenoptera; Formicidae. The transcript has 10 exons.
CCCUCUGCGUCAGCGUCCGCACUCCGCGUCAGUCGGCUCGCUCGCGUGUGUUGACAGAGGUUAUCGCGCGGAGUCCCGGGCGGUGUGCGUGGUCGCUCCUUCAUGUUUCGGCCGACUCCUCGUCAGCUCGGCCGCUCGCGAGGUCUCGUCGGAUAAGGAGAGAAAGAAGAGAGAGAGAGAGAGAGGGAGAGAGAGAGAGGCGCGGCGGCGGCGGCGGCCUCGGAAGCGCGACGCGAUCGCGGGAGCUACGCCGCGAAUUGUCCCGCCGCGCCCGGUCCUCCCUCACGCUCAAUAAUGAGGGACAUGGCAGGCAAGAUCGCCGAGUUGAAGUUCGAGGCACCCCUCGCGCGCUUCGAGGAGGAGGACACCGCCAGCCUGAAGAACAUGAAUCUCCUCACAGAUUUCGUCCCUGAAAGGAAAGCCCUCAACUGCCACGCAGUCACGUUUGCACCCGACUUGGCGUCUUGUUCUCCUGCGAAUCGGCUCACGCGAUUCUCCGAUUUUUCCGCUACUUUGCAAGUAAUCCGGGAUAUUUUCGUUUCGCAACUACUAUACGCUUCGCAAACACGAAGAGAGAGACAAGUGUGUGCAUUUAUUGACGCGACACGCGUCCAUCGGUGUCACGUCCGAUAACGCUCGAUAUCGCGUCAGCAGUCGUGACCUCGGCUCAUCAUCUCCGCGCUUCGUCGAUACCGCCGCGAUAGAGCAGGGGAUGCGAGGGGAGAAAUCGAUUCCGGAUCGGAGCCGAGAGGAGGAGACAGCUUCGAGAUUAUCUCUCACCUCCGUAGAGCAACUGCUGGACGCCAGCCUGGACGCGACUUUCGGCGAGAAUUGCAACGCGAACGAGCCGGCGAAGACGCACGAGAAUGGCACCGACAUCCUGCAGGAGGGCACCUUCAGCCCGUUUAGCGGCAGCCUCGAGGACCUCGUCAACACCUUCGACGAGAAGAUCACGUCCUGCUUCCGCGAUUACGGCACCGACGUCGAGUCCUUGGCUCCGGUGCAGGUGCGGACGCAGGAGGAAAUCAUGAACGAGUGCCAGAUGUGGUGGACCAUCACCGGGACUUUCGGAAACAUCCUGCCGAUCGACUGGAGCAAGUCCUACGCGAGGAAGAUGCACAUGCCCGCUCUGAAUCUGAACGAAGCGCCCGCUUCGACGGAGAGACCCGAGCUAGAGGAUUUAAGUAGCGAAGAUGAGGCGGUUGCGACAGAUUUGGACAUGCAUGCUUUAAUCUUAUCCAGCAGCACCGACACCCACAGCCCGGAGGAACCGCUGAAGACCGCCGAGGAGGUUCUGCGUGAGAUAGAUGACAUAAUGCAGGAGAGUCCAUCGAUGGAAAGAUCGCCGGAUUCAGACGGUUCCUUACUGGACAGCGACGAGGCGCUGGAGAGAAGCAGAGAAGUGCUCGGGUCGCCGCUGCAGGAGAAAAAACUGAAGCAACUCUCGUCCAGUCAGCUGACGGAGCUUCUCGGAGAGAUGGAGUCCCUGGUCGCGGCCUUGAGCGAGACUCUGAUCGCCGAGCUCGCGCUCAGGGACGAGUUGGAGUACGAGAAGGAGCUGAAGAAUCAGUUUAUCUCUCUGCUGUUGGCUGUGCAAAAUCGACGUAGGCAGCACCACGUGACGAAGAAGAGGAAUCAAAUGCAGAAUGGUACUAGUCCGUUGCCGCAGCAUAGGUCUUUGCAGGAGCCGAAGUACCUGACGACUGUUAUCCCAUAUCAUACGGACAGCGGUCCGCCGAAUAAUCAAGCCUUGCAAGUACUUAUCAAAAUAUUAAAAGCCAUUAGCGAGGAUAGCCCAACUGUACCCACUUUGCUGACGGAUUAUAUACUCAAAGUGUUAUGCCCGACUUAGGGCGAGUGCGUUGAAAAGGAUGAGGAAUAGAAAGAGAAUGCAGAAACAGAAUCGACGUCAGCGGAUGCAAUGUGCUCUCUUCUUCUUGCCAGUACGCUUUCAGCCGUCAUUGUGCCGCGUGUUACUACGUUAAGACAACUAGCUUACGAGCUGUAAUUUCGAUCACACUCGAUCUGUAUUGGCUGUAGAAGUAGAUAAGGUAUCUCUGAUAUUCUAUCUAGUCUUAAUUUACAUAUUACCAUGUGUAUAUUACUUGCUUAAGGUACGGUAAGUAUAUAUUUUUAAUAAUUCGCGCAACAUAUGUGUUAUUGACUCGCGCAAAAUCGUACAUUUUUCAUAUUUAUAUUGUAUCAUUGACUCGCGUAAUAUCGAUUCAGUUUUAUACAUACAUUUGUUUUGUACAUAAGAAUCACGCAGGAGAUAGAAGAACGAGGUUUCCCCUCGUGCGUAGUCGGUCGUCAGCAAUGGCAGCACAGGGCUCCUCUCUAUCUAGAAUCGUGUAAACUGCUACCUUAUAGAGAUCAGUUUCUACUCGAGAGAUUCGAAUUAGUGUACAUUGUUGUAACGCCAGCGUAUUUAGAGAUACUGCAUUUAUCGAUAUGUACACGACGCAGAGUGAAGAAUCUUGCAGUGUCAGUCAGUCAGUCAGUCAGUGAAAUCACUUGCCGCCCCACCAUACAAUUAAUUGUUCACGCAAUGCGCAAAGGUUCGGAACACUGUGUUUGUUAAAACGAAAAAUAAAUUGAACGACCUCACCACUGUCGAACUCGA